Molecule: messenger RNA, 1065 nt
Organism: Protopterus annectens (West African lungfish)
Lineage: Eukaryota; Metazoa; Chordata; Ceratodontiformes; Protopteridae
Product: epidermal growth factor receptor kinase substrate 8-like protein 3
Exons: 8
Coding region: 295-1065 (256 amino acids)
Biological process (GO): positive regulation of ruffle assembly; Rho protein signal transduction; regulation of Rho protein signal transduction
Cellular component (GO): plasma membrane; ruffle membrane; vesicle
Molecular function (GO): actin binding
Source: RefSeq, a predicted model, not a curated record
UAAAUAUACCUUUUUAUGAGCUCUACCUUUGGACUUCUGUUGUUCAUUUUAUCCAGAUAUGCAGGUUGCUUUCCUGUGUAAUUGUGACAGCUUUCAUUCCUGACUUCCUUACUAGCAGGCUAUAGUUACAGAGGGGUAGUGAAUAAAACAAAAGACGAAUGUGAUCGUAAAGUGAUUUUCUCCCAUCUUAUUUUAGGAAUGUGAUUGUUGCUUUUGGUUCCGUUCUUAUUUUGAACUGUAGAGCUUUCUUAAAGAAACCAGAGGAACCUGCUCGGAGACAUUGAGUUCUCAGCAAUGAACAGAAACUACCAACAUGCCAGGAAUCCAAGCUAUGGAGACAGUUCUCUGCAAAAUGGGUAUAUGGAUGAAUCCCCCAUGAAAAGAUCUAACAGCAUGCCCAGACCAAGUGGAAAAUCUAUAUACAAACAAAGGAAGGAGUAUGCACAGUCAAUUUCCAAGAUGAAUGACUUCCUGGAAUACAGAGUAGAGCAUCUGUUGACAUGUGAUCUUGAUGCCAGAGAAGUGCAGACACUUGACGAUUGCCUUGCAAGGCUUAAGAUGCUUGAUGCCAAAGGUCGAGUGUGGGGACAAGACAUGAUAAUUCAAUUCCAGGGCAACACCUUGCUGCUAGUGGAUAUUGAGACCAAGGAAGAGCUGGAGUGCAUUCCCAUUGACACCAUAGUGGAAAGUCAGCCUAUGCUGAACAGCUGUAUCUAUAAUUCUAUCCUCACACUCACUGUCAAGGACAGGAACAGAAGGAAAGCCAGUGUCUUUAUGUUCCAGUGUGAGGAAGUUGGGGCCGAGCUGAUUCAUACAGAGGUUGGAAACGUUAUCAGAAAUAGAAAAGAAGGAAGAGGGGAUCCAGAUGUUCUCAGGUCAAACCUGGAGAAUAUGCUGUCCCAUCCAGGAAGAGGACCACUGCUAUCUAAACCCCCUCCACAAACAGAGGAACGAUGGAAUGAUUAUGACCAGACAGCACCAGCACCAGUACAGCCACAAACAAGGGACUGGCCAGCAAAAGAGUCAUCUCCAUGGAAUUCUUCACAUUUUGGUAUGCUCAUAUGA